UUAGGACCCCGGCUGACACAGCUCCAGCUUCCUGGGCAGGCAGAUUUAAAAAAAAAAAAAAAAAAAAAAGAGAGAGAGAGGAAAAAAAAAAAAAUUGUUUCCCUGACUGAGCUUGGAUGUUUUCCUUUCGCUUUGCAAAGUUUUCCCUGCUCAGCCUCCAUUCCCUCGCCUCCUCCGGAGCGGGGCGGGACGGCGGCGGCCGGAGCGGGGCUGGAGCGGUCGGUGGAGCCCGGAGCGACGGAGUCCCGGUACCGGGCUGCGGGGAAAGGGCAGCUCAUGUCCCUGCCGAGCCCUGCAUGGCCCCAGCGAGAUGAGCCUCCCCCCUGCGGCACUGCCACCGGCCUCCCGCCAGCCUCGUCCGACAGCGACUCCGGCUGUGCCCUGGAAGAGUACCUGGAGCCCCCCGCGGACCCCGCACCCCCCGAGGUCCCGCUGCGCUUCGGCACCUGCUCGCCGCAGCCUGCCUCUCCCGCCGACAAGAUCCAGCUCCGUGCCAGAGCCCUCCUGCAGCAGCUGCCUCCUCAGGACUGCGAUGAGCGGUACUGCCCCGACCUCGCAGAGGAGGAGAGGAAGCAGCUACGAGCGUUCAGCGCCCGACGGAGACGGGAGGCACUGGGGCAGGGGCUGGCAUGUCCCGUGCCGGGUCCCUGCCAUGGCUGUCCCUGCAAGAAGUGUGGCAGGAGGCUGAACAAAGGGGACCCAGGGAUUUCAGCAUCUCGGCUGGGGAACCAGUUUUGGCACCCGUCCUGCUUCUCCUGCCACUUCUGCCACCAGCCCCUGGUGGACCUCAUCUACUUCCAGCAGGACGGGAGGAUCUACUGCGGCCGGCACCACGCCGAGCUCUUCCGACCCCGCUGCGCCUCCUGCGACCAGCUGAUCUUCAUGGAGGAGUGCAUCGAGGCGGAGGGCCGGCGCUGGCACCUGGACCACUUCUGCUGCCUGGAAUGCGACGUGCCCCUGUGCGGGCAGCGCUACGUGAUGAAGAGCGGCCGGCCCUGCUGCCGCGGCUGCUUCGAGAGCCUCUUCGCCGAACCGUGCCAGGCCUGCGGGGACCCCAUCGGUGCCGACAGCGAGGAGGCCACCCACCAAGGGCUCCACUGGCAUGCCCGAGCCGCCUGCUUCUGCUGCAGCCUCUGCCGAAAGCCGCUGCGUGGGCAACCCCUCACCUCCCGCCGCGGCCGGCUCUUCUGCUCCGAGACCUGCAGCCUGGGGCGGGAUGCAUCUUCCACUACCUCCGACUCUUCCGACUCGGCUUUUGCAUCGGCUCCGUCCCCCGAUUCGACGCCCCUCUCCCGAACCAGCCCUGCCGGCAGGACCACGCCGGGGACGGGCAGCACCUCGGUGGCCGGGGGCUGCAGGCAGCGGGUGGAAGGGGCAGAGGCUUGUUUGGAUCAGGCCCCUGUACAUCCUGCAUUCAGGAGCCUGGAGGACCACGGAGCAGCUGCUAAGGAGCGGAGCAGGGAUGCUGUGCACGCAGCGAUGAUGGGGUCACCAGCGGGCCACCCCUCUGCCCCCCAGCCCAGUGCAGACGGUCCUAAUGAGCCUGGAGCCUUGGGCUACCUGGUUUCGGGGGGCUCUGAGCCCCGAACACCCGCAGGCAAUGGAAACCCACGCUUCCGAGCGGGCACAUCCCCUGCUCGACACAGCCCACGGCCAGAGGACAUCGACCUGCAGGACAUCACGGAGGAGGACGACUCCUGGUGUCCCACCUGCUCUUCAUCUUCGGACUCAGACUCGGAGGAAGAGGGUUUCUUCUUCGGGAAGCCCAUCCCCAAGCCCGGGAUGAGUUCCCUGGGCAGGGAGCCCCUGGGGAGGGCCGGGAGCAGGACGGCAAAGCCACGGGGCAGCAGCAAGCACUGCAGUGUGUCCUAGCAGCAGGGACUGGGGGGUCCUCGACCAGCAACGCCGUCCUGCCAGCCCCUGCCACGGUCUCAACACGUUCCAAGCGCGUUUUGGACACAGCCCAAGGCUGGUGGGGAGAAGCCGCUGGGAUCCUUCCCCCCCGGCGGCUGCUGGCAAAGCACAGCCUGCAAUUCCUGCCAGCCUCUCCCACAAUUAGGAACAGGUAAAGCAGGUAGGGAGCAGAGAGCCAGCAACCUGCACCAGGGCUCCCAUCUCAGACAAGGCGGCAGCCCUGGAGAGCAGCCGCACGCAGGGGAGGGUGGCUGGGUGCUUAAGACAAGGGCAGCUGCCUGCA
Molecule: messenger RNA, 2197 nt
Organism: Harpia harpyja (harpy eagle)
Lineage: Eukaryota; Metazoa; Chordata; Aves; Accipitriformes; Accipitridae
Gene: PRICKLE4
Product: prickle planar cell polarity protein 4
Exons: 8
Coding region: 277-1872 (531 amino acids)
Molecular function (GO): zinc ion binding
Source: RefSeq, a predicted model, not a curated record